Prunus armeniaca (apricot) is the source of this 225-nucleotide messenger RNA. The record is from the annotation of a GenBank genome assembly. NCBI's taxonomy places the organism in Eukaryota, Viridiplantae, Streptophyta, Magnoliopsida, Rosales, Rosaceae.
AUGUAUGCUGCUAGCCUGUUAUCAAGGUUUAUGAAUAGUCCUACAAAAAGGCAUAUAGGAGUUGCAAGAAGGGUUCUGAGAUAUGUGCAAGGAACUCUUAGCUAUGGGAUUGAAUACGUGAGAAAUCAGUCAGCAACCCUUGUUGGAUUCUGUGAUGCAGACUGGGCAGACAGUGAGGAUGAUAGCAGGAGCACUUCUGGCUAUGCAUUUAGUUUUGGAAGCUAA